AUGAAAGGCUGCCUGCAGAUCCUAUUUGAAUACUCACCAUAUUACAUACCUGUUUUGUUCGUCAUACUAUUACAAAGUCUGUUACUAUGUAAGAGACAAUCUCGGUCAAAAGAUGUGGUCACCCCUGUCACGGCCACCACACAGCAAUCUUUUAAAGAGAUUGUACGCAUUUGUACGAAAGCGAAACCUACGAUUUUCAGGUCCCACCAAAAGAAAAGGGUGAGUCGAAAAGGAAAGUAUUGCCUAUCUGGGUAA
Molecule: messenger RNA, 255 nt
Organism: Haemonchus placei
Lineage: Eukaryota; Metazoa; Nematoda; Chromadorea; Rhabditida; Trichostrongylidae
Source: the annotation of a GenBank genome assembly